CGCCAACUCAUGCCAGUAACGCGUGGAGAGAAAUGUUGACUCGCCACUUGAGCGCCACUUCACACCACAGCUCCACUGCUGGCGACGCUGCCUGGCUGCGGGAGCUUCAGUUCAACACAACUUGAAUUGACUCCACAAUUUCAGUUGCAGUUUGUGUCUCGCGUGCGACGGUUCGUUAGCGGUGAAAUAGUCGUAUUCUGCUCUGUGCCGCUCUGCCGAUUGCAAAGCGCCGAAACGGUGAAUAGACUCCACACACCGUCGUCUCUGGGUGUGUGUGUGUGUGUACGCUUGUGGUCGGCGUUCGUUGGCGAACGACCACUGACGUUUGCGUUUGUGUUUGGUUCGCUUCGCCAAAGUGCAGUGCGAUUUUUUAUAGUGCAAAUUCGCCGGUGCAGCAGCAGUUCGCUUACCGGCGUUCGGUCGCAGUUGUCUGUCGCGGUCGGUACAAGUGCGUUGGAUGCGUCGGUGAGCCAGGCGCUAAGUUGCGUGCCCGCACAGUGAUUGAUUGACGUCUGUCAGAUACAGUUGCAAUCGUAUGUUGCUGGCAUUGCCCGAGCAAUACGCUUCAUUACGUCGCGUUUACAUUGCGGAGUGAAUGAGCGCUGAGUGGGCGAUGCGGUGCGGUGCGCUGUAUUUAUGAGUGUUUUAUUAAAAUAGUCCAGCAAAAUUGAGUGCAAUAAAACAUACAUACUUAAGCGGCGGAUUUUGAGCAGUGUUUGUGUUGUUGUUGUUGUGCAAAAGUCCAGCUUUUUACGAUGCAUUAAAUAACUCCGCGAACACAAAACUAAUUAAGUUGAUAAAUAUUGGUGAAUGAAAAAUCGAGUGAAGUUGAAAAAGUCGGCGAUUAGCUACAAAACAAAAAAUCCAACAUAGAAUAUACUUAAUACAAUUAAAUACACACGAAUAAAUAAAACACGAAAAGUGCAUUUAAACACGAAAAACAUCAUAAUUGUGUCGCCAUAUUAACAAAUUUAUGAAUAUUUUCAAAUCUAAAAUAGUGCUGAAAAAUUAGUAAAAUAUUAAAAAAAAAUACGGUAUUAUUUCAUAAAAAACUACGGUUUACGGUUUUAAAAAACAUAUGCUUUUAAAUAUUAGCUGUAAAGUACUGCGAUCAAAAUUUAUUACAAACAAACAACUAAAAGAUUAAUGUUGCCAUAAAUCAGCGUGAAAAAAUGUUUCUGUCGUUCCAGCAUCGCAGCGAAAAUGAUUCACCCAAAGAAUGCUUCGAAAAUCCACUGGAACAAUGGGAAGCAUGAUUAAUAUGAGUUUGAUUAGAAUAAAUGUGUUGAAAUAAAUAAGAAUUAAGUGAAACCAUAAUCAAUAAGUGCAGAAGAAAUACACACAUACACAUUAUAGAAAUCAUAAUUUACAAUGAAAGAGUGCUCUACUCGUAAGUUAUAAAGUCAAGAAUUAAGCGGUUAAUGAGUUCCAAAAUUACGCGAUUAAGUGUGAAAAAUGUGCUCGAUUUCGAUGAAUGUAAAUGUACACAUGUGAGUGUGCUUUAUUUCAAGCCAGAGUAACAGCAAUCGCCCGCUGUGUGUUUGUCAGUGUGUGUGUAUGAUUUAGUAGCAGUUCAGCGAAGAGCAGCAAGAUGAAUUGCCUCUGCCGCCCCUCGCGGAUUAUGUCCGUGCGCAUCAAUCUGCUGGACGAAACGGAUUUUUUACACGAAAUCAAGGAUGAUUUACCGGGCCAAGCGUUGUUGGAUGUUGUUUUCGCCAGACUUAAUUUAAUCGAAACUUCAUAUUUCGGCAUACGCUAUAUUGACGAGGAGAAUCAGACGCAUUGGCUGGAUCCAGCGUCUCGUAUAUCACGACAGCUCAAACCCAAGUCAGAUCCAUAUGAUUUGUAUUUUGGUGUAAAGUUCUAUGCAGCAGAUCCGUGUAAAUUACUCGAGGAAAUAACGAGGUAUCAACUGUUUCUACAAGUGAAGCAAGAUGUCCUACAAGGCAGAUUACCGGUCGCAUUCGAGUUGGCUGCAGAAUUGGGCGCGUUCGUUGUGCAAUCCGAAUUGGGGGAUUACGAUCAGCGGCGUCACUCCAAAGGUUAUGUGUCCGAGUUUCGUUUACUGCCGAAUCAGAGCAGCGAACUGGAAACACGUGUCGCCGAACUUCAUCAGCAAUUAAUGGGCAUGUCACCGGCGACAGCGGAGCUAAAUUAUUUAGACAAAGUUAAAUGGCACGAUAUGUAUGGCGUGGAUUUGCAUCCGGUGCUGGGUGAGGACAGCGUCGAGUACUUUCUGGGCCUGACGCCAAGUGGCAUUGUGGUGCUGCGCAACAAGACGACAGUGGCUCAUUACUAUUGGCCGCGCAUUGCCAAAGUUUACUACAAAGGACGCUAUUUCAUGCUGCGGAUAAGCGAUAAAAAUAACGAGCUCAGCACCUAUGGCUUUGAGACGCCGCGAAAAACAGCUUGCAAGCAUUUGUGGCGCUGCUGUGUGGAGCAUCACGCCUUCUUUCGCAUGGUGCGCAUCGCGCCGUUGCCGAAUUCGCAAUCGAAUAAUUCGGAUUUAUUUCAACUCGGUUCGCGUUUACGCUACAGUCGCACGGAGAAGCAGCCCUCGGCCAAGGAUGCACUCUCGCUGGGUCGCAUACAGCCGGCAUUCACACGUGUCCCCUCGAAGCGCCAGCCAAGACGCGUGAUUGAUGAUUUUCUGCACGGCAGUAGAAGCGCCAGCAACACCCUGAAAGGCAAAACGGGCGGCGGUCACAGCAACGGCGGCAUAGGCAGCAGCGUCACUGACAGCGGUGUCUACCAGAACGGCGGCGGCGGCGGCGGUGUUGGCGCGGGCUUGCAAGCGGCCCACAUGAUGCCCAACAACUACGAGAGUCCCUACCGCUCCACGUACAGCAUACCAACGAGCCUCGGCAUACGUCCGUAUCAUCAGCAAUCCCAGCUGGGCAACAACGGCGGUGGCAGCGUUUGCAACAGUAAUUUGCAAACACCUGAUUCACCGCGCAGCACGCGCAGCGCACCAUGGCCACGUUCCCAACAGCGUUCACUAUUCGGCAAUAAUCCUUCAAGUCCGCGCUCGGUGCGUUCGGCGAUCGCAGGCGGUGGCGGCGGUGGUGGUAGCGGCUCGCAUCAUCACCAUCAACACCAACACCAUCACCACCAGUCCGGCGGUUCGUCGCAGCAUCGGCAUUCGUCGCGUUCAGCGCAUCGCGAUCAUGUAUCUUCAUCCUCGACAUCGGCACAUCAGCAGCGCUAUCGUUCGAGUUCGGUGGAAAGUCAUUCAUCAAACGAUUCACGUUCGACGCGCAGACAUAAGCAUCGCCAUCGGCGUACCUCCGAUAAUGAGAGUGAAUUAUCGCGUGGAUCUGGCCGUUCAGGUCGUUCGCAUCAUCGCAAGCGUCGUCGUUCGCGUCACCGUCGCGACUCUGCCGGUUCGGAGCAUGAGAGCACGCGCGGUCGCAGUUAUUCGGGCCACCGUUCGUCAUCGGUGCGCAGCGGUUCGGCGGAGUUAAUCGAUUCCACAUUACAGUGGCGCGAAGUGCAACGCCGUCAGGCAGAGGCUAGUAUGGGUCAAAGUUCCGUACAGCAGGCGUCCGUCUCGAAGAGUAGUGUGGUGGCGCGCAGCAUGCACAGCAACGAUAGUCAUUCGGAUACGCAUUCGCAUCACAAAUCACGGCGACAUCGCAAGAACAAAUCUCCCUCCGAUUCGCGCAAUCGCAUUUGGUCUAGUGAACUAGCGAAACAUUUGCAAUUCGGUCUAGUCGAUACCGCUGGCAUGACUGAGGAUCAGCUACGCGAAAUACCCUACACGGUGGUGGAGACAAAUUCGAAACGUUCCACAAUGAAUAUGAAGAUCCACAAGAGCGGCAGCAAGGGUAGCGUGGGUGGCAAGAGCACUGGUUCGGGUAAUACGAUAACAAACGGUAGCGGUUCAACGAGCGGACAAGGCAAAAAUCGGGUGGAUCGCAUUAGAGGAAAAUGUGAAUCCGGUCAACCAAAUCUCAACAAUGAUCGUAUCAGAUUGUAUUUCCAAAGUUCGAAUGUGACUGAUAAUACGAGUGGCCGAAAUGGAUCUAUACGCUCUGCCAGCACAAUAUCGUCAAGAGAAUGUGAACGGAAUAGCGGCUUAGUAAGAAUGAUGUCCAGCAUGAGUAUGGGCGACUUCAUCUCACCGACAGGCUCUAAUCUCAGCCCACUAGAGAAUUCAGCGUUGCGUGUUUCACACGAGCACACCGAUUCCGGACUCGGUGCGGAUCAAGACUACGCCUAUUCCUCCGAACGAUCUAGCGAUAGUACACGGUAUGGAACCAAUAAAUCUUCGGGCGCCUCGAGCGGCAGUCAUCGCAAGUCCAUUGGCGGCGGUGGAGGAGGCGGAGGCGGCGGCGGUGGCACAUCCACUUACAACAGCUUAAUGCAACAAACUGUGAGUAAUCAGCAAAUGCAACACCAACAACAACAACAGGCUACGCCACGCCAAACUUCAUGCUUUGCACAACGCCAACCACAACAACAAAAACAGCCAUCACAAACGAAACCCAUUUACAAUAACCCCAACUCCAACCAUCAAAUGGGUAAAUCGUUGGCGCCCAUACACACCUCAUCAUCCAACUCCCACGGUCCCACGUCCCUUGCUUCCGCCCAUCAUACGGCCACUAACCUUACUAACGCUAAUGAGAAAUGCGCCUCAAAAGCCGCACACUCAAGCGCAAACAACAGUAACAACAACAACAACAACAGCAGUGGUAGCAACAACAGCGGUGUUGGCAAUCGUCUACUGAACUACACCACAUUCGAGAAUAAUCAAUACAAAUUCAGUUUGAAUAAUGUUUUUGGCAAAUCGACUGGUGCGUCAGCCGGCAACGGUCAUAACGGCAGUAGUGGUAACGGUAGUAGCGGUAAUAUUACAGGUGUUCUUAAUGGUGGUGGUUGUGGUGCUAUUGAUAAUGCUUAUGGUUGUGGUAGUAAUUUAAGUUCUAGCACCAAUCGCAUGGAUAGCUUUGUGGAAUGGCCGAAUACGCCGGCAGCGCCCUACUACUAUCAAGGACCGUCGUCGGUCGCCGGUUUGCACAUCAAGAAGCGCGACGCCAAAUCGGAUAUCGGUGUGCCGACAAGACGACUCUCCGGACAGGCCAUCACCAAAACGCAGCUACUCACCGGUCAGAUGCCCGCAUCGAGCUACUAUCAUACACCGGCACCCGUACACACCGCUGGCAUGGGUGGCUUCGAUGCGCGUCUCCAUCCCGCCAAGUCCGAUCUCUUUCUCUCCUACAUACAUCACGGCGCCGGCGGCGGCACUGCCGAGUACGAGCGUCCCUACAUCUACAACUACAAAAUGCCGCAAAUGCCCGAUUUUCUACGUGGCACUGGGCAAGCGCAGCCACAGUCGCAGCAGCAGCAGCAGCAACAACAUGCGUCGCCGGAGUUGCAUCCACAAAUGUCAGCUUAUCACAUUUCGGGCGCUCAAACCGCCGAUCCGCCACCACCGCAGCAAGCGCUUUACAAGUCUGCAUUCGGCGGCAGCAGUGGUGCGGGCGGUGUGGAGAGCGCUAUGCUUUAUGGUGGCGCCACACCUGCCACCGAUGUGCUCUACUACCAGUUCGACAACGGUAAGCCGCCCAUUGUGCAACAACCGAAAUCUUUGCUGCACAAGACCGCAAACAAUGCCGCCGGCGGUGGUGGCGUUGCCGGCGGUGGUGUUGUCGGUCCAUUGGUAUUCCUGCAGCAUGCCACAUCGUCAGCAGCAUCAGCAUCAGUACAGCAGCCGCAAACUCCCACCGGUGGUGGCAAUCAGUCCAGUGCAACACCAACAAGCACAACACAAUCGUCAAACUGCAGCGAAGGCAGCAUCGAUGAGCACAACGAAGAUGAGCUCGAAGACGUGCAAGAAGUCGAGGAGGAAGACGUGGACGAACACUAUGCCAGAGAGGGGCAGCCUCCAGGGGAGAAGGACGCCUACAAUGUCGAAUUUACGCGGCAUGAUGAAUUGCUGGCAAUAUCGCCCGCCGAUAGCGCUAGCGGCAACAACAACUAUAGCUGCAACGCUGCAGACUCCAUAGAGACUAUCGACAACGCCGACGUUGGCGAAGGUGAUUCCCUCGCGGCCAAUUACAAUCUCGAUAAUUGCAAUGCCAACGCCAAUGCCAAUAGCAUUGGCUGCGCCGGCAAUUUGUCUUAUAAUACCAAUAUUAAUGUGAAUGCCAACACCAACAACACUAAUCCCCGCACCAGUAGCAACAACACAUCCCCAACCAAUUGUAGUGCCCCGAAUGCAAAUGCAACGCCUAAUCGCAAUCGAUGCAACAUUUCGCAAAUCAAUCAAAAUCAAAAUCCAAAUCACAACCAGAAUCUCAAUCAGAAUCAGAAUCUGAGUCAAAAUCAAAAUCAAAAUCAAUAUUUGGUUCACAAUUCGAAUUCGAAUCCAAAUUCGUUAGCACAAAAUCGCAACCAAAAUUCCAUGCAAAAUUCCAAUGCGAAUGUGAGCACAAUUCACAACCAAACGAAUCCAAGUAUUUCCUCCAGUCUAGAGAUUAUACUCUCACCUAUAAUACAAAGUAGUCGACGGACGCAAUAGUCGGCGAAAUGAGCACGGAAUUAUGAGAAUUAGCCAAAUUCAAUAGACGUCAAUAGCCGAAUGUAGAGCAGCAGACAACAACAACAGCGCCAACAGCACGCGCUGGCAAAGUAACCACAAUAGAGGGAGCACUGGCGCUUGUCGAACAAGAACAGCAGCGGCAGCUAAGUGUAGAUUUUUCACAACAACAACAACAACAACAAUGGCAGCAAUAUCAUGACUUGAUACACGAGCAACAACAACAACAGCCGCUGGCACCGCCACCGAGCGCGUUUUGCAAACACUGGCUACAACAACAGCAGCUGCAGCAUGAAGAGCAACAAAAAAGUACACAGCAACAACAAUAGUAACGCAUGUAGCAAAAAUACAAGCGCGCUUAGCGGCGGCAACAGCAACGAGUAUAUGCACAGUGGCAACAGUUGCAUGCAACAAGCACUGCUCUACACAAUUUCAGCUAAAAUAUUAACUAGCACAGCGACAAGCAAGCAACAAGAGGCAGAACAUGAGUGCAGCGGCAACAGCUGGAGGGAAAAAGUUAGCAAAAAGCGAGCAUUUGCAGCAAGUGCAGUUGAAUAGUUUCGUUGCGGCGCCCACAUGGUUGCGGUUGUGGUAAAAGUGUAUAUGUAAAUAUGUAUAUAUAUGUGUGUAUGUGUGUGGAACUUACAACAGAGUAUCGGUAACUGGUAUAAUAAAUACAGCAAUGUGUUUGAGAAAUAAAAUAGAAAAAUAGUGAACGAUUUAAAGUAAAAUGUUGCAAGCAGCAACAAAAACAACAACAAUAAAAACAACCAUAAUAAAAACAACAAUAUUUUUAGCAAGCUGUAAGCGAUACAAGCUUGCAGUAAGCUCGCACACAUCAUUUGCAUGCGAUUCGGUAUUUGUGUAGUGUAGCAUAGUUUCAGGCGCACUAUUUGAAAAGUUGCAAAGCUACUUACGUUUCGUCAAGUAAAUUGGCAACAAAGCGAAGCAGCAGCAAAAUAAAUGCUGUGUACUUGUAUCUUGUUGCAUAAAUGCUGGAAAAGUCCAAAAUUUGUUUUCAUUUUGUUUAGAGAAAACGGAAAUAUUUGAACGAAGCUUUGCUUCAGUGUAGUGUUUUGAGUCUUUUAAGUCCAUUUGAUAUAUAUAAAUAUUGCUACAAGUUGCGCAUAGUUGCAGAAAAUAUAGCAAAUCAAAAUAUUUAAACGAAACUCUCAACAAAUAAGCAUUACAUUGAGAAAAAGUUUCAGAUUUCGCAGCAAAUAUUUAUAAAUUUACUCACUUGAGCAUUAAGCGAAGCAGCUGAUGCCCAAGAAGCGCUCGUUGCCUCUUACUCUGUACUUCCCCUGUUAAUUGUGUUGCCAUCUCGAGUGAGUUUGUGCCCAAAUUUAAUGCCGCUGCGCAUCAGGGCGCGACAACGACCUCCAUUAAAUGCAAAGGAAAUUGAUUUUUAUGCAAUUUCUGAUGUGAGGCUAUUAAACAUUUAUGGCGCACUUCUAUCUCUUCGGUUUAGCAGCUGCUUUGUACGAAUUUGUAGAGUGGAAUUUUAUGUUUCAAUCGUAAAAGUAUUAGAUGAUGUUAAACAAAUGUUUUUAUUAUGAGUUGCUGUACAAGUAAAGGGUAGCGCUGGAGCAUGUGAAGAUAUUAACGGGUUUACAAGCUGGUGGCAAUGUGGCAGAAUGCGUGACAAGGAUUUUUAAAAAUGUUUAGUCUGCAAUAAUUACAAAGUUGAAGUUUUCGGGAUUUGAAAAUAUUUUUUUCGGGAUCCCGAAAUAUUUCGGGAUUUAUGGAAUGUUUUUCAGAUUGGUAUUAGUUUUUUGCUGUAAUAACAGUAUAAGUAAUACUUUUUUCUAAGCAUUCAAUAAAUUUCGUUGAAGUUUUCGGGAUACCGAAAUAUUUCGGAAUUCGUAAGCUGUUAUUUGAAGCAGAAUUAAUUUGUUCCUGCUGCAGAAGUAGUUUUAGUUUGUUCCUGCAAGCGCACUCAAAACUAAUAUUUGGAAAAUUACUCUUGGUCUUCAAUGCAUUAAAUUGGAAUUUUUGAAUUGUAAUUCAUCGGGAUCCCGAACUGUUUUUAGAGGGGUAUUAGUUUGUUCCUGUACUAACAUGGAAUAAUAAUUUUUUACGAAAAAAUGUUUAAAUCUUCAAUAAAUUGCGUGGAGGAAUUCGGGACUUGCAAAUCAAUUCCGGAAUCGGGAUUCCGAAUGUUUUCUAAUUUUUGCUUAACUUACCUUUCGACUUCACGCUAAUUGAAAAGCACAAUGCUGCCAUUUCCGUUAUAUAAAGAAAAAACAAAAAUUUAAAUUACUCCAAAGCAAACUAGUUAUGGUCCAGUUACUGAAAACUUUCUUGUAACCUACUUCGCGCGUUUUAGCUAUCAGCUACUACAUGAACAGCGAAAAGCACGUUGCGGUCAUGUUUAGUACAAGAAAAUAAAAACAAAAGUGGAAAUAUUUCCAAAAAAAUUGUGGUUAAAUGAUACUAGUUAUGGACCACCUACAUGUAUGCUCAUACUUUCUUCUUAAUAUUAGAGGUUCAUCAUAAAACUAAGUGCUGUUGGGUGCAAAGGAAAACUGAAACGAAAACGAAACGAAAAUAUAUGCAUAGUAAAUUAAUUAAAAGGUAACUAGUUAUGGACUAGUUGCUUUUACUUUCUUUCGCUUACUUCUAUCUUGCGAGAAAAUCAAAAUUAAACAUUUCUGUUAUGCAUAUUAUAUGAAAAUAAAGCAAACAAUUAAAUUGUUCCAAAGUGAACUAGUUAUGGACUAGUUGCUUUUACUUUUUCGUUAUUCGUUAUAUUGCAAAAAAAUCAAAAUAAAACAGUACUGUCAUGUAUAUUAUAUGAAAAUAAAGCAAACAAUUAAAUUGUUCUAAAAUGAACUAGUUAUGGACUAGUUGUUUUUUCUUUUUCGCUCUUUUCUAUAUUGCAAAAUAAUCAAAAUAAAGUACUGUCAUGUAUAUUAUAAGAAAAGAAAUCAAACGGUAAAAUUUUUCCAAAGUGAACUAGUUACAAUCAAACCAGUUUUAAACCAGUUACCGACUACUUACAUACUUUUUAACUGCCAUCUUCCAACAGCGCAGCUACAACUAAGCAUUACACAAUUAGCUACAGAAAUUAAAGAAAUAUACACUAACUGUUAAAGUCUCUAAAUGUGCAAUUAAUUGUUCUCCAAAGUACUAUAUAAUAACUGCCAACCACACGCUCGCCCACAAAAUGUUGCUUGUGACACUUACAAGUAAAAUAAAUCGCAGUUGUAUUUCAGAAACUAGCUUCCUAUAUUCAUUUAAGCGGCAAAUCUAAAAAAUGUGCGUGUUGUUUUGUUGCUUCAACGGCAUUAAUGUGGAGCAAUAAUACCGCAAAAAUAAAAAAAGAAAUAUUAAAUGAAGAAUUAGAUUUAAAGAAAAAAUUCAGUGAAAUCUUUCGCGGAUAUGUGUAUAUUAGACUUAAAAAAACUUACCAAUACCAUGUAGCACUGCCAUCAAAACUUUUAUAUAAGCAACGCAAGUAUAUAUGUAUGUAGUACUAACGAAAAUUAAUGAUUAAUAAUAAUGAUGAAUAAUAAUGAGUAAUUAAUGUUUAAUUCAACUCCAAGCUGUAAUCAAAUUGUCUAAACUCGUGUUUUAGCAUAGAAAUCGAUAAAUCAAACUCGUAAGCAUAUUUUAAUCUCUUCUAUUACAUAAGUCGCAAACAAUAAAUUUAUCAUAUUUAUUACAUAAGUAACUGAAAAAUAAUAAUAAAUAUAUAAAUCAAACUGAUGAGCAAACAAUUUAAUAAUCAAAAAGUGUGUACUCUCACUCUCACUACUUACUAAUUACUAAUAAAUUUAAAAAAAAAUCAAAAUAGUUAAGCAAUUUUUCAAUUAAAGUCUACUAAAUGUCACAAUAUGUCAUAGUGUUAGUGAAUAUAAAUAUAGAAACGAAAAUCGAGCAAUUUAAAUUGAAUCUCUGCAUGUAUGUGAGUAAAUCAGACUAAGCUAAACAUAUACUUUCGGCGACAUUAAGCGCCGUUCACACUGAUGAAUUUUAAUACUCACAUCUACAAGACAUUUAGACGGCCAUUAAACCCAUACCAAUGCAUAUAGAAAAUGAUAUGGCGUUUUUAGUUUAUAUACUUUAAAUAGCACACGCUAAUUAUAUACUUAACUUAACUUAAAUUAACUUAACUUAUACUAAGGAAUGCAUACUUAAACACCUUGAUAAUUAGUUGUAAGCAUUUACUAAAGUUUGUGCUCGUAUAAGUGUAAGUGCAUAUACAUUGAUGGACAUACAUAGCUAUAUAUGUAUAUAUGUGUGUGCUAUAUUUAAAUAUGUGAAAUGCAUAUGUAACUAUGUGUAAGUCAACAAUAUAAUACCAAGUAUGUAUUUUUUACUGUGCAGUGUUUUAUGAAUGUAACUUUUACUUGAACACGAUAAACGAGUUUGAAUAAACGUCUUUUAUACAAAUAA
This is a messenger RNA of Bactrocera dorsalis (oriental fruit fly), 10942 nucleotides long. Its product is annotated as band 4.1-like protein 4. Gene Ontology annotation, cellular component: cytoskeleton. The transcript has 20 exons. Lineage: Eukaryota; Metazoa; Arthropoda; Insecta; Diptera; Tephritidae. Bases 1592 to 6523 code for a protein of 1643 amino acids. The record is from RefSeq and is a predicted model, not a curated record.